Daldinia vernicosa is the source of this 2317-nucleotide messenger RNA. RefSeq names its product P-loop containing nucleoside triphosphate hydrolase protein. The record is from RefSeq and is a predicted model, not a curated record. Gene Ontology annotation, cellular component: nucleolus. The coding region runs from base 205 to 1839 and encodes 544 amino acids. Lineage: Eukaryota; Fungi; Ascomycota; Sordariomycetes; Xylariales; Hypoxylaceae. Gene Ontology annotation, molecular function: GTP binding. The transcript is spliced from 2 exons.
GGACCUUCAACGGAGGUGUUCUUAUCGGUGAGCGGGGUCAGCCAAUCGGCAGGCCUAGUGGGGGUUCUAUCCUGGGCGGUGACUGGCGGCAGAAGCUUAUCGCAUUUUUUCUACACCAAAUUUCUAAACUUUUUAUGCCCGAUAACCCUCCAAGUACAAUUCAAGUACAAUUCAUAUACAAUUGCCAGGCACAGCAAGUUGAAAAUGGCCAAUCACAUUACAAAACCGAAGAAGGCCAAGUCCAAGCGGACUCCCGUCCGUCUACGGCAUAAGAUUGAGAAGGCCUCAGCCGCAAAGCAACGCAAAGCCAGAAAAGAAGCAAAGAAGAACCCCCAAUGGACGUCCAAGCUGAAGAAGGACCCGGGUAUUCCCAACCUAUUCCCCUACAAGGAAAAGAUCCUACACGAGAUUGAAGAAGGUCGACGGAGGAAACAAGAGGAACAGCAACGCCGGAAAGAGCUGGCGAAGGCUGCGAAGACCGGUUCUACGAACGAAGCCGAGAAGGACGAGGAUGCUAUGGACGGUGCUGAGGAUGGAGACUUCGAUGGAUUUUCCGAAGAUCAUGAUGAUGCGAUGGACGAGGAUAAUGUGGAUGAUUCCUCAAAUCCCAUGGCAGCACUUAUUGCGAGCGCCAGAGCUGCCGCUGAGAAGUAUGAUCGCGAACUCCAAAGCGGAGACGAUAUGGACGAAGACGAGUCAUCGGAUGACGAUUUAGAAGAUGGAAGCGCUGAACUGCGCGCCCAAUCCUCGUCGCGCAAAGCCCACGACAAAGUCUUCAAGCAAGUCGUAGACCAAGCAGAUGUCGUUCUCUACGUUCUAGACGCCAGAGACCCCGAAGGAACGAGGUCAAGAGAAGUCGAGCGUAUGGUGAUGGCCGCGGCGAGCGGUGGAAAGAGGUUAAUACUCAUCCUCAACAAAAUCGACUUAGUUCCGCCGCAUGUCCUCAAGGACUGGCUCACGUACCUACGGAGAUAUUUCCCUACUCUUCCACUACGCGCUUCUGGCUCCGCACCCAAUGCGCAGACCUUCAAUCACCGCGAUCUCACCGUCCAAAGCACCUCAUCUACGCUCUUCAAGUCCCUAAAAUCCUUCGCCGCUACUAAGCAGCUCAAGCGCGCCGUCUCAGUCGGUGUUAUCGGCUACCCUAACGUCGGCAAGUCUUCCGUCAUCAAUGCGCUACUCUCGCGACUUGGUGGCGGUCGCAGCGCAGCUGCUUGCCCCGCGGGCGCCGAAGCGGGUGUAACAACAAGCAUCCGCGCGGUUAAGAUCGAUAGCAAGCUCACGCUUCUCGAUUCCCCUGGAAUCGUAUUCCCUUCUGCGUCUGCGCCGACAGGCGAGGCUCCGUCGAAGAAGAGCGCCGUAGAGGCGCACGCUCACCUGGUUCUGCUCAACGCCAUCCCGCCAAAGCAGAUUGACGACCCGAUACCGGCUGUCGCGCUGCUGCUUAGGAGACUAGCGGCGUCGCCGGAACUUCUCCAGAAACUUAUGGAUGUGUAUGACAUCCCUCCACUUAUGACAUCUGCGGAUGGGGAUGCUACGACGGAUUUCCUAGUCCAGGUCGCGCGGAAGCGUGGACGGCUUGGGCGCGGCGGAGUGCCGAAUCUGACGGCGGCUGCUAUGACGGUUGUGACGGACUGGCGUGAUGGGCGUAUACAGGGAUGGGUCGAUGCGCCGGUGUUGCCGGUCGCGACGGAGAUCUCGGCUACAGCGGGGUCGGCGAGCGCGCCGACGGCUAUGCCCGAUCAGAAGGAGAUUGUUACGGAGUGGGCGAAGGAGUUUAAGCUCGAGGGGUUAUGGGGCGAUGACGGGGAGAAGGAUGGAGAUAAGAUGGAGCAGUGAGAGAGUUCUUCGUUCACGAUGAAGUUAAUGUCUUAGACGAAGGAAGAGGCUGGAGAGGAAUAUGUGAUACCGAAUCGAGAAUAGGGUUGAGUUGAGGAGGGUGUGGGUGCGAAUGCGCCGCACAACUUACUUAGCCUGAUUUGACUUAUGUUCAGGACCGGAGUUAGGGACUGGGAAAAUAGGUUGCGUUUCGAGACGUUGCUUUGAUGGUCUUGAUCUGGUCUUUGUUGAUUGGUAGAUAUGAGAUGAGAUGAGAUAAGUAUGAUGAGGCGAAGUGGAGUGGAGUGGAGUGAAUAUACCAAGUCUCGCGUAUAAUAGUGGUGUUUGGAGGUUUGGGGCAGUGAAGUAGAUGUUCUUUAAACUUUGGAGGUACCACGAGGUGAAGUAAGGAGCAUAGAAAUCACUUUGUUGUUUCACAAAGCGCUUUGAACUUAACUAUGGGACAUAGUAUACAUUAACUACCUAUCUAGGUACCUAG